This is a messenger RNA of Eublepharis macularius, 3330 nucleotides long. RefSeq names its product KLF transcription factor 4 (gene KLF4). NCBI's taxonomy places the organism in Eukaryota, Metazoa, Chordata, Lepidosauria, Squamata, Eublepharidae. Gene Ontology annotation, biological process: regulation of transcription by RNA polymerase II. The record is from RefSeq and is a predicted model, not a curated record. Gene Ontology annotation, molecular function: RNA polymerase II cis-regulatory region sequence-specific DNA binding; DNA-binding transcription factor activity, RNA polymerase II-specific. Bases 483 to 1943 code for a protein of 486 amino acids. The transcript is spliced from 4 exons.
ACGGGGCUUGAGCGGCGGCGGCGGCGCGGGCGCCCCCACCCCCGGAUCCGAGAAGGAAGGGGGGGCUGGGGAAAGGAAGGAAAGAGAAAGAAAGAAAAAAAAAAAAGGCCGAGAGCACGUGCACGCGGCCGCGCCUGAAAACGAGCCCCGCCCGCGAAGGGACGCGCGGCGGCUGCAGGAGACUCCCCAGGACUCCCCCGAUGGCAGCGGCGCGCGCAGGGAAUCCCCGGGAAUCGUCUCGCGCCGUCCAGCUGCCUUGCUGCGGAGCGGCUCGCGCUGCUGCUGCCCCGCGGCGCCGCAGCUGCUGCUAGGAAUCGGGGGGCUGACUCCGGAGGGGCUCCGGGUUGGCUUCCGAAGGACCCUUUCGAGAAAGCGAGCCGCCCGUGACGAUAUAGACUUUUCCCUCCCUCCCCGCUUUGCUUUGACUCGUGAUUGCUGCCUCCUCCGCGCCCUUCCGACGACCAAGCACCCCGCGCCCGCGAAUGAGGCGGCCGCCCCCCGGCGAGGUGGACAUGGCUCUCAGCGGCACGCUGCUCCCAUCCAUCGCCACCUUCGCAGCCAGCACGGCCGGCAGGGAAAAAGCCCUGAGACAAGCAGGUGCCAGCAACAAGUGGAAAGAGGAGCUGUCUCACCUCAAGCGCCUACCCCCCGUGCUGACAACACGGCAUUACGACCUCUCAGCUGAGCUGGAAACCACCAACGGGAUUGGCAGUGGGGCUAUGUCCAGGAGAGAGACCGAGGAGCUGAACGAGCUGCUGGACUUUGACUUCAUCCUCUCCAACUCCCUGAUGCCCCAGGAACAACCUGCCGCCGCCAUCGUGAGCACUGCUCCUGGCUCCUCGGCCUCCAGCAACAGCUGCCCGUUGGUGACCACCUGCGACUUCACCUACCAACUGCAAAGGGGAGAUCACCCGGGAGGAGGCAGUGGCAGUAUGCUGUACAGCAGGGAACAGGCCCCAGCUGCCCCGUUCAACCUGGCCGACAUCAAUGACGUGUCCCCCUCGGGCGGAUUUGUGGCCGAGCUGAUGAGGCCAGAUCUGGACCCAGUCUAUAUGCAGCAGCAGCCACCGCCCCCCUCGCUCAGCAGCUUGCACGGGAAGUUUGUGGUGAAAGCCACCGUGAACAUGGGGGAAUACAAUAACCACAUCAGUGUUAGCAGCAAGAACCCGGCUGCUGCGGUGUCCCCUUGUGCGGAUGGACCCGUGCCCCCUCUUUACAACCACGUGCCCAGGAUGUGCCCAAAAAUCAAGCAGGAGGCCGCCCCGUCUUGCACCCUAGGCCAGUCCCAUGGGAAUACCCAGAGAGCUCAGCCGCCGCACGAGUUCCCCCUGGGGCGGCCACUGCCUACCAGGACUAACCCCCCCUUGACUCCAGAGGAGAUGAUGAACUCCAGAGACUGCCAUCCCUCCCACCCAAGUCUGCCAAUUCCUCCACCGGGCUACCACCCCGCCCCGGGCUACCCUCCUUUCCUUCCGGAGCAGAUGCCCCCGAGUGCCCUCCAGUAUCAAGGUCAGUCUUACUAUCUAAAUGUUUUUGGAGAGCCUGUAAGUGUGCCUCGCUCGGUGCAAGGGACGAUGCUGACUCCGCCCUCUUCACCUCUAGAGCUGAUCCCUUCCGGGAGCUGCCUGGCAGAAGAGACCAAGCCAAAGAGAGGACGGCGGUCGUGGCCCAGGAAAAGAACGGCAACGCACACGUGUGACUACGCAGGCUGCGGUAAAACGUACACAAAGAGUUCACACCUCAAAGCGCACCUUCGGACCCACACAGGUGAGAAGCCCUAUCAUUGUGACUGGGAGGGAUGUGGCUGGAAAUUUGCCCGCUCCGAUGAACUCACUCGUCACUACAGAAAACAUACGGGCCACCGCCCAUUCCAGUGCCAGAGGUGUGACCGUGCAUUUUCCAGGUCUGACCACCUCGCCUUACAUAUGAAGAGACACUUCUAAAGGGAUACAGCACACUCUCCUUUUACUGCCACAAGAGAUUCAGUAUUCGACAGCGCAAAAGACUGUCUUCCACAAAAGGAAGGGAGAAACUCCACUUCAGAGCACUACAAAGAAUCCCAGAAAAAGUCUUCCAAAACAGUGUGGAAAUUAAUGGAUAAUUAAAACUUUGUGGAACUGGAAAAAAAUAGGGGCAAUGACUGGAUCUUGAAUCAUCAUUCCAUUUUUUUUAAAAAAAAAUCUGACUUGAAUCUUUCGGGACUGCAGAACGCCAAGGAUCGACUGGACAUCAAGGAUAUCAGGGUUAAAAUGAGCUGUUGGGGAGUGGAGAACGGGAGAUUACAUAGGGGGCCUGGGGAGGGGGGGUGAAGACAGAUGUAAUAAUUGUAGAGGCGUGGAGCUAUUUUGGAAACUUCUUCAACAUGUUCAGUCCAAAUGGCCUCUCGCUUUUGUAAGACUGAGCUCAGGGGAAGGGGGCGUGCAAGGCUCUAGCUCUAAUGCCCAUGUCUUCAGAGACGCCUCCCAGUCUCAGUUUUUUUGAAAAGUUUUGCUAAUCUCAACUCUUUUUAAGGAGUAACGAUGAACGUAAGUGAAUAAACAUACGCAUUCUGCUUUUAAAGCAGGCAACCACCUUACCUGAAGCAUAAGGGAAAGGGCAAAAAUGAAGGCUUAACUUUAGCAUUGAUCGAACGAAUAGGCUUGAUAGAAUGAAUGUCUUUCACUCAGAUUGUGAGGCCAGGUUGCUGCUACAGGUGAAGAGCUCACUGUGACUUGUCUUUCAAUAUUACAUCUAUCUUCACCUUGCAUUCCCUUGAGAUUUUGUUCCAAUGCAAUAUUGUAAAUGCAUUGUAUUCUUGGAAUUUCCUUUUUCCUAACAAAGCCAUUAUUAAACUAUAUCAAACAAGGAAAAAAGAAAUUCAGGUACAAAGUUGUGGUUCAAAGCCUGUUUUCGUGGUGCUGAAUGACUUUUGGUUCUAAAGGUACCAAAAAAAAAAAAAAGAAGAAGCCAAAGUUCUCAAACUGCUGCAUAUUUGACAAGGAAAUACGUUUUUGUCUUCCGAUCUACAGUUAAUGAUGACCUAAAUCAGGUUAAUAAACCUGGUUUAUUUGUGUGUGUGUGUCUUUUAAUCUUCUAUGCAGACAGUCUGUAAUGCACUGUGGUUUCAAUGUGCAAUAAUUUGUACAAUGGUUUUAUUCCCAAAUAUGCCUUAAGCAGAACAAAUGUGUUUUUUCUAUAUAGUUCUUUACUUUAAAAUAUGUAAUAUAAAUUUAAGGAGACUUCUAUUUUGUAUAUUUGUAAACUAUGACGUGAAAAAUGAACAUUUUGUCAGAGUUUGUAUUUUGCAUAUUCGUGCUGAAAAUAACUUUUAAAUAAACCUAUUUUAUCUGA